AUGACCGCCCGCCUGGUCCUGAUCAUCGGUGACUUAUUCAUCCCCGACCGAGCCCCUGAUCUCCCGGCUAAGUUCCGGAAACUUCUCACCCCGGGGAAGAUUGGCCAGAUCCUGUGCCUGGGAAACCUGACCGACCGCGACACAUAUGAGUUCCUCCGCCAGGUAGCUCCGGACCUGCAGAUGGUCAAGGGAGACUAUGAUGUGGACUCCCCCAACCUCCCGCUUUCGAAAAUUGUCAAUCAUGGAAGCCUGCGCAUAGGCUUCACUCACGGUCACACCGUCAUUCCCCCAGGCGAUGCCGAUGCCUUGUUGAUUGCGGCUCGACAGAUGGAUGUCGACGUUCUACUUUGGGGUGGUACACAUCGGUUUGAAGCAUUCGAGAUGGAAGGUCGCUUCUUCAUCAACCCCGGCAGUGCGACUGGCGCAAUGAGCUCAGGCUACUGGGCCGACGGCGAAGAGCCCACGCCGAGCUUCUGCUUGAUGGACAUCCAAGGCGAUGUUCUGGUUUUGUAUGUCUACCAACUAAAGACGGAUGCGAAUGGCGUCGAGAACGUGUCGGUCGAGAAGGUUUCUUAUCGCAAGAACCACGCCCCAGCCCCAACCCCAGCCUCGUAA
Molecule: messenger RNA, 615 nt
Organism: Penicillium verhagenii
Lineage: Eukaryota; Fungi; Ascomycota; Eurotiomycetes; Eurotiales; Aspergillaceae
Product: vacuolar protein sorting-associated protein 29
Exons: 4
Coding region: 1-615 (204 amino acids)
Biological process (GO): retrograde transport, endosome to Golgi; intracellular protein transport
Cellular component (GO): endosome; retromer complex
Source: RefSeq, a predicted model, not a curated record